AGGUCAAGAAUACGGCAUGCAGCUCCGUGUGGGUCCUGGUUGCUAGGUAGUCGGUGGCUCGUCAGGUCCAGAAAACGGUAAGUGUCGUUGAAAAAAAGUAGAGGCCACAACUCGCACAGUCAGCUGCGAUAUCGCGCAUCGCCUCAUCGGUCAAACACUCGAUCCACUCUUGAGAUCCGAGAAGUAAGAACAGAAAUGGCAUCGAUCCGCAGCUAGGUUUUUGCUCGUGGAAAGUUGUCUUCCAGUUUGAAACUUCUUUUUGUGGUGCUUGUCGUCGUAACCACGGCGCGUUCUCCUCUAUCCCCAGGGAGACACGACCGCGCUUUGUGCGCUUGGAGACGAAAUGGGGAAGCUUGCGUGCGAUGUGGUGCUGAUCGCUCUGGCGGUAUCGGUGCUGCUGGACCUGCUAGCGGUCUUUUUGCCAUGGGGCAGCGUCACCAGCAUCAACUUCGGCGUAAGUCACGCCAAGUACUACCUGUGGUACAUCAUCGUGGAGCCGAAAAUCGAGCUGAUGCAAAAACUGCGUAACUUUUUUACUUUUUCAUUGCUGCGCUUCUUGAUUUGAGUAAGAAGGUAAUUUCGAAACGACUUUCAUCGGUCACUCAUCGUCCCAGAUAAAGUGCGACACAAACAAAUCAGAAUCCAACGGUAUUUUCUCCGGAAAGCAGAUUACCUGCCCGUGGGAAACGAACACACAGUAUUGCUACAAGAUUUCCACUCUUGAUGCCUUCACCGAUGCGACGAGCUGGCAGGCCUUCGAAAAUUUUGCUUCUCUGAACGGGCCGACAGCUGGGGCGACGAAUAUGGGGGCGGCGUUUUACGGUAGGCGCAGUGCUGCUUGUUUGCGUGCGUAGUUCUCGGAGUCAUCGUAUUGUUCUUUCGAAAAAACUUUAAAAUCAAAAACAGGCGGGGCGCUGACGUUGCUGAUGUUGAUUGGGACCAUGGUACUCCUGGUCAUGUCGGGCUGCUACUUGUUUCAGUACUGCUACUCUUUGAAGCCAGAAAACAGGGGGAAGAAGAAAUGGAGAAGGUAUAUCAAGCAUUUGGUCGUGCUGAAGGUGCUUUCUUUCAUUGUGAACAAAAAAUCAUGGUUGAAGUCACUGUGCCACCUGAGACCGCGCACCACUCUCCUUCUAAAAUAACAUACAACAAAAUCAACUACCGCAACAGGCUCGCACAGAUCCUGCUCUCUUUUGCGAUCGUUUCGAACUUUUUCCUCCUUGUCACGUGGCAAGUGACGCUGUUCAUCAUGAAUCGAGACGUCGGGCUUCUUGUCUUCUCUAAGGGUGACCCAACGCCAGCGCACGGCUGGAUUUUGUCGCUUUUCAACCUGUUCGUAUUACUGGGCGUUCUGCUGUCCUACAGAACCUGGAGAUCACCCUCUGCAGAAGCGGCACAAGUAGCGGAGAAGCUGAAGAAACGUACAACUUAAUAUUUCUUGGACGAAUUUUUGCUUCGUAAUCGUAUCCGUUCUGGUAUGAAACGCUCAGCCAUGAGUAGAAUUUCGAUUUACCAGAAAUAGAGCUUUGGUGCUAAAAUUCAGGUCACAAUUUCGAUCAAUACGUGGGAAACCGGGGUCGGCGAGAUUCAGAUGAGAAGUCAUUUCUGUCCGAUACAUCUACCGACGCUUCAUCGAAUGCGUCGUCAGUGCGACGGGGAAAGAACACGAAGCACCAGUCUCGAUUGGACCCUGCGGUAUCUGUCAGUUGCGAUUUAUUUUCCGAUCUUCUAGUUUGUUUCGUCCUCCUUUAUCACUUAGCACGAUGAUGAAGAUGGUGGUUAUGUUUGUUUGAUGUGCAGUUUCAGCCGCAACGUCGUACAUCUUUAAUAGCUGAUGCAUGCAAAGAAAUUAAUCCAGGUUCCUUCCUCCCCUCCGCAGGGAUUUUUCCAGAGUUUCUACGGCUCCAAUGCCACCGGGCGACAGCCGGCGGCUUACAACGAUCACCACCCACCACCGCUGGUCCACAAGCCGGGAUUCAUGCGGGCGUACCCGACCGCAGGCGGCAAGAACGGCGGCACGCCAUUAAUGCCCCGAAGUCUGCUGGGAAACGGCAGCCGCAUGCUCCCGCUGCCCUGUGCCGCGCCGCCACCACGGGGACGCAACAUGCAACGAGGCUACCAAAAUUGGCGGAACACUUAUGAGCAGCGAAGACGCUUUUCUUCUUCGAGCACGCCGCGUUCUUCCAGCGAGUCCUCUGUUUGCUCGCCGUCGCGGUCACCGACGGCAAACCGACGAUGGAGCAGGACCACGUUUUCAUCUCCGUUCUGCAGUAGCAACUCGGAGAACCGCAGGUAUCGAAGCAACAACAUGGAACCAUGGAAGCCGUACUUCAACGGAAACAACAACCCAAGCAACGGUCAGCGUGGCAACGUGCUACACAACAAACCACCAGGGCAGAUGACCCACAACACUGAUCCUCGCCACUCUUUUGGUGCCGCCACAACGCAACUGGGUUCGACCACAUUUGAUUCUUCCCGAAGCUCAAAUACCUGGAGCAGAGAACCGCCCAUGAGUGUGGCGUCAUCGAUGCAUCCUCAUUGACGUAGCGUCGAAAUGUACAAGUGAACAUUUGGAUUUGGAGCAGUUGCUUUUCGACAAAAUGAAAAUGAAUGUAGUCUACUUCUUUACUUACUAGGCAACUACAAGAAGCCCUGCACUAACAAUAACAGUACUCCCUACCUGAAACUUUUCUAUAGUUUCUCGUUUUGUACAUGUACCCUCUGCAUACAGCAGCGGCGUCUUGAAGCCUCCAUUGACACCUCUUCAGCGGCAUAUCCGAGAGUGACGGAUAUAAGUCGAGAAGAAAUGGCCGUGCAAACUAAUAGCAUGCGCCCUUUUAGUGGCUUCUUGUGCGAGGUUGGAGAAUCUGGGACUUUUGACAAUAUACUCUAAAUGGAAGCCCAAGUAAGAUGGAAGAACUGAAUCUCUAUUGAUUGCACCCUAUAAGUUCUUAGGUGAUUUCAAGUUUUGAAAGCCUUUUACACUUAAGGACUAGCACACUAUGUUGAUCGGGAACGAACUAAAACUAACAGUAUUUCUUUGCAAUGUCACUCCACUUGACUCUGUAGCCUUGAGAACACAGUUGAAAGCAGAAACGAAUUUGUCUACUACUUCGAAACGAAAAGCGACCCCCUUUUUGAGAAUAUCUGUUGUAACCUUCUGUGGAAAGGCGCUUCUCGUCCUUCCGAGGGCAAUCGGUUUUGUGAGUUCACUUGUUCCGUGCCAGCUCGAACGCGAAGAAGCGCGCUCGUGUCAUGAGUAUUCUAAUAGAAAAACCAAC
Molecule: messenger RNA, 3281 nt
Organism: Amoebophrya sp. A120
Lineage: Eukaryota; Dinophyceae; Syndiniales; Amoebophryaceae
Source: the annotation of a GenBank genome assembly